Panicum virgatum (switchgrass) is the source of this 819-nucleotide messenger RNA. Its product is annotated as nuclear polyadenylated RNA-binding protein 3-like. The transcript has a single exon. NCBI's taxonomy places the organism in Eukaryota, Viridiplantae, Streptophyta, Magnoliopsida, Poales, Poaceae. The record is from RefSeq and is a predicted model, not a curated record. Bases 1 to 819 code for a protein of 272 amino acids.
AUGCAGCAAUCAAGGUCCAAUGGAGACCCAGCAUUUGAUGAAGACUCAGACUUCACUGACACUCUAUUGCCGAGCCAGAUGUUCACUGACAAAGGCUCUGCUCAUGCUCACGAUGAAGAUGUCGAGGCAUGGGCCGAAAAAACAAUUGGGGACAUACAUCUGGGAAAAAGGAAGACUAAGAUUGGUCCCGAAAUGAGAAAAGGGAAGAAAACACGCACUGAAGAGGAGUUUGGUAGUGACGAAACCACACCUGAGCCUAGUGGUGGUGAGGAGAUUGGUCAUGAUGAUGAUGACGAUGAUUCUAGUAGCAGUGAAGGUGAUGGCAAUGAUGGCAGUGACGGUGAUGCCAAUGAUGACGAUGAUGGCAACGACAGUGGUGGUAGUGAUGGCGACGAGGGUGGAGGAGCUGAUACUUCGGCUCCUCAUAUAGCUCCUACUAUAAUGCUCACUGGGGAGGAAGACUUCACCCAUGCAACACAAGAUACAGAUCAUGGAGCACCUACUUCACAACGACAAACAACAUCGACACGUCGACAUGGUCGACAGGCCCCACUUGCAUAUGAUGAAGAUAGCUCCAACUCUGCCUCCAGUGUUCAGUACUACAACCCGUACAGUACUUCUCCCCCUGAAGGGGGCUUUCUGUGGCCACCACCAGGGGUGGUGAACCCGCCACUUCCGCAGGCAGUUGCAGCAUUGUCUUAUUUGAAUUAUCACGGCUGCCUACCAUAUGGAGCUCCACAGUUGCAAUAUCACUCACCUAUGUAUGUGUAUUUGCCACCAACAGACGAGCCGUAUGAGGGACCACCAGGAGAGAUAUGA